CGUUCGCUCCUCCUGUCAGCUCCGGUCCGCACCCACCGCCCGAGGUCCGCGGCGCCCCGCCCAGUGGGUGGAGUGUGAGGCGGGGAGGUCGCUCGACUCUGCCUGCGCUGUGGCCUCCUGCGGAGCCGCUCAGACUUUCUCUGCCGGCCCAUGGACCUGGCCCAACCCUCACCGCCAGUAGACGAGCUGGAGCUCUCGGUGCUCGAGCGGCAGCCAGAAGAGCACACGCCUCUCAAUGGUGCCGACAAGGUCUUCCCUUCUUUGGACGAGGAGGCCCCCCCGACCGAGGCUAACAAGGAAAGCCCCUGGAGCUCCUGUAAUAAGAAUGUGGUUGGAAGGUGCAAACUGUGGAUGAUCAUCACCUCCAUUUUCCUAGGUCUCAUUAUAGUGAUCAUCAUAGGCUUAUGUCUUGCUGCAGUAACUUAUGUUGAUGAAGAUGAAAAUGAAAUACUUGAAUUAUCAUCAAAUAAAACAUUCUUCGUCAUGCUAAAGAUUCCAGAGGAGUGUGUUGCUGAAGAGGAAUUGCCUCACCUGCUCACCGAAAGGCUCACAGAUGUGUACAGUACAUCGCCCUCUCUGAGUCGUUAUUUUACUUCAGUUGAAAUAGUGGACUUCAGUGGUGAAAAUGCCACAGUAACGUACGACCUGCAAUUUGGGGUUCCAUCAGAUGAUGAAAAUUUUAUGAAGUAUAUGAUGAGUGAGGAGUUGGUGCUGGGCAUUUUGCUACAGGAUUUCCAUGAUCAGAAUAUACCUGGUUGUGAGAGUCUGGGGCUUGAUCCAGCAUCCCUCUUGCUCUAUGAAUGAAGUGAUGGAGGCUGGUCUGUGUCUGAAAGCAGUGCUCCACCAAGUCCUGGAGAUGAACGGAAUUCACUCUGUUUUGCAGAAAAGAUUCUGUGGAUUAAUACAGAAGCACCAGCAACAACCAGAGGGGUGGAGACUCGUUUCUCUCCCGAUUCUGCAGUCUGGCUCCAAGCCCAGUAAAACAGCUCCCGAGCACUGCUUCAGCUGGGUCCAGUCUUGACAAAGGCAGGAAGCCAGCUAGGGUGGGGGCGAUAGGGUCAGCGGGUAUGUCCCACUGUGGGAGGUCACUAGUAUUCUGUUUGUUUUUGUUUUGUUUUGUUUUGUUUUGUUUUUUGAGACAGGGUCUCGUUCUGUCGCUUAGGCUGGAGUGCGGUGGUGUGAUCAUGGCUCACUGCUAUUCUUGAAGCACUCCACCCACCUGGGCUACUUUUUCUUUAGUGCAGAGGUGCACUGCCUUCUUUUAGGUGGGAUGGCAUAAGCAUGAGCUGGUAGAGCAGGGAGAGGCAGGCAGCCAGGUUAGGGAGACUAAGCCAAUUAUUCACUGAAAUCACCCUCCUCCCGUCCCACCAUUCGAUUUGAUCUACCUCUAAGCCAGGCUGUGAAGAAAAGAAAGGCACUUUAGAAGACCUCAGCAGUGUGGUUCUGUGUCUGCUUCCAUGACCUGUACCUGAGUGUCUUAGCCAACCAGCCUCAGGCACACCACCAAGGUUACUUUGAAAUCUAUGUAUAUAGCUAGUUACAGACGGGAGCUAUGUGUUUCUUCAUUAUUUUGCAGCUCCUCAUUGUUCCUGUGAUUCCUGAACACCCUUUUUGGAAAUAUGGGUCCCUGUGAGUUUUGAGCACACUACUAUCACUUUGGAUAGUCACUCCAUUUAUAUUUUUAUAAACUUCCAUUAGAGAAUCAUUAAGGCUGUUUAACAUCUGCUCUGGAUGUUAUGCAUUGGCUUUUUGUUGCCCAGUGUUGCAAACCUUCCUGUAGGACUCAGUAGUGUCUUCAGGCAAUGAUUGUGUAUCCUGUUACAGAAGGUUGUGAUACAGGAAGAACCACUCUUUGAAAAUAAACUGUUGGAAGCUUUUGCCAGCUAUUUGGGGGGUAGGAGGAAUAUUAGUGAGUGUAUUGGUUGUCUACAGAUACAGAAUUGCCUGUUGUGAGGGAACCGAUUGUUUGUUUUGUUGGGAAAAGAAAUUUACCAGGAGAAAGAGUUUUGUGCUGUAUCGUGAGAGAUCUCAUCUCUCAGUUAAAUCAGCCCUGGGUUAAAGUUAGUGUGAAGGGCAGCUGUGUGCGGGCACAAGCUAGAGUGUCUGCCUCAGAUUAGAUUUGACUUGAGUUCUUUAUUAUCCAGGACUCUGGAUAAUGUGAAUUUGCUUUCUUAUUUAACUAGAAGAUACAUGUACUAUAGAUCAUGGUCUCAUUUUAGUGAUUGUUCCUUGAACUAGUGAAACUAGUGGAUUUCUCUUCUUCUUUAUUUUUUACAUAUCAGAUGUGAACCUUAGUGUAUUUGUAUUUUGUAGAAAAUAAUGAAAAAUUUUAAUGGAGAAUGAUUUAAAAACAUUUACAAUAAAUUAUUUUUGCAUCUUC
Pongo pygmaeus (Bornean orangutan) is the source of this 2380-nucleotide messenger RNA. It is a transcript of the gene C2H3orf52, whose product is annotated as chromosome 2 C3orf52 homolog. NCBI's taxonomy places the organism in Eukaryota, Metazoa, Chordata, Mammalia, Primates, Hominidae. Bases 151 to 804 code for a protein of 217 amino acids. The transcript is spliced from 6 exons. The record is from RefSeq and is a predicted model, not a curated record.